Molecule: messenger RNA, 492 nt
Organism: Talaromyces proteolyticus
Lineage: Eukaryota; Fungi; Ascomycota; Eurotiomycetes; Eurotiales; Trichocomaceae
Product: Scytalone dehydratase
Exons: 2
Coding region: 1-492 (163 amino acids)
Biological process (GO): melanin metabolic process
Molecular function (GO): scytalone dehydratase activity
Source: RefSeq, a predicted model, not a curated record
AUGUGCACAGAUAUCGCUCAUUCAGACUAUCUUGAGAUCGACAACAUUGCCUUUGAAUGGGCACGUAGCUACGACACCAAAGACUGGGAGCGUCUACGGAAAUGCCUUUCCCCUUCCACACACCUCGAUUUCCGUAGCCUCCAAGGUGACCUCCACAAGAACUUGUCUCCAGAUGCCUAUGUGGAAAUCCUUGCAUCGGCUAAAUAUCUGGGGAGCAAGCGAUUGAAAACUCAACAUUUUCUUGGCUCGGCAAAAUGGGAGAGACUAGACGAUGGUUCCGUACGAGUCACGCAUCAAAUUCGAGUAGCCCAUCAACGUUACACUGAUGACGAACUUUCAGCUGUGGCGAACAAAGGGCAUGCUCAUGGAGUCACAACUCAUUGGUUCAGGAAAUUUGAAGGAGCUUGGAAAAUAGAAGGAGUUGCUCCCCAGCUUGAUUUUGCCGAGUAUGACCUUUUCGGGACCUUGAAUCCGACAGACGAAGAAUCUUAG